CACAGGCUGAGGGGACGCAGGCGCACAGGGGGGACAGCUGGUUCCUUUAUAACUUUACUUUCUCCAUUUAUUAAAACUUGCGCGCCACACACCGUUUUCUCACCUUCCUUUCCCCCCAUCCUCCCUACUGGAGGACUGAGUUAGUUUGGAUUUCGGCGGGGGGAGGAGGCAGAGGACCAGCGGGGCUGCUCUCAGAUGGAGCACCGGGGCUCCUGGAGCUGCGGGCGCACGGCGGACCCGGAGUGAGUGACGCUGGUGGAUGGACGCUGCUCCCCGGUUCGGGCUGUUCACAGCACGGCCAUGACGGGCAUCCAGGAGCCAGACCUGCGUGAGCAGCACAGAGGACCGACGCAGGAGGAGGAGGACGAGGAGGAGGAGGGGGAGAAGGUGCGCGUGUCAGUUGAGGGAGAUGAAAGGGAAUGGAAAGGGGAGGACGAGGAAGAGAAGGAGAAGGAAGAGCUGCCCUACCCCGCUCUAGCACCAGUGGUUCUUUUGGCUUUGACCCAAACCAGCCCACCGCGGUCCUGGUGCCUUCGAGCUGUCUGCCACCCGUGGUUCGAGCGUGUGAGCAUUUUGGCCAUCCUGCUCAACUGCGUGACUCUAGGGAUGUUCCAGCCUUGUGGCCACACCCCCUAUUUUCUGCAGGCUUUGGAUGAUGGCAUCUUUGUGUUCUUUGCCGGAGAAAUGGUUGUGAAGAUGGUGGCUCUUGGGGUCAUAGGUCAGAGCGGUUACCUAGGCGACACAUGGAACAGAUUGGACUUCUUCAUUGUUAUAGUGGGAAUGCUGGAGUACUCGCUGGACGGACACAACGUCAGCUUAUCAGCUAUCCGGACUGUUCGAGUUCUCCGCCCACUGCGAGCCAUCAACAGAGUUCCCAGUAUGCGCAUCCUUGUGACCCUCCUGCUGGACACACUUCCUAUGCUGGGAAACGUGUUGGCGCUCUGCUUCUUUGUCUUCUUCAUCUUCGGCAUCGUUGGCGUACAGCUGUGGGCGGGGCUACUGAGGAACCGCUGUUUCAUGGGAGAGGACGUGAAGAUGAAAUAUAACAUUUCCUUCCUGAAUGGUUACUAUCGGCCCGACGGCACAGACGACCACCCUUUCAUCUGCUCCAUGGAAAGAGAAAACGGGAUGCUCCGGUGCACUGAUGUGCCUCGUCGCCGAGUAGGCAGGACUUCCUGCUUGCUGGAUGCUGGGGAGGCCCUACCAGAGAUGGGCCUCAGAGUAGAUGAGCCCGGGUCUUGUGUGAACUGGUAUCAGUAUUACAAUGAGUGUCGUGCUGGGGAAUUGAACCCACACAAAGGAGCUAUUAACUUUGAUAACAUUGGAUAUGCCUGGAUUGCCAUUUUUCAGGUAAUUACUCUUGAGGGUUGGGUAGACAUCAUGUACUAUGUCAUGGACGCACAUUCUUUCUACAACUUCAUCUACUUCAUUUUCCUCAUUAUAGUGGGCUCCUUCUUCAUGAUCAACCUGUGCCUGGUCGUAAUAGCAACGCAGUUUUCUGAAACGAAACAGAGAGAACACGCCUUAAUGAAGUCAGAGCAGCGCGCCCGCCAGCUCCAUCAGUCGGCCUCUACGCUGGCCAGCGAUAGCCAACCAGGGAGCUGCUACGAGGAGAUCAUCCGCUACCUGGCGCACCUGGGCCGUAAGGCUUGGCGACGGCUCUCCCGCUGCUACGCUCAGACGCGCACGCGCUUUCGCUGCUCAUGCGUGUGCCACAGAGAGCAAGGUGGCGGAUCUGCCAGGGGCGGUGGGGCCGGGGAGAUGAACGGUCUCGCCCACCGGCACUCAGGCCACGCCCCUAAUAACUUGUCACACCUUCAUCAGCUUUAUCAUCAUCAUCACCAAAACCAUCAGCCUCAGACUGACCCCGCCAUCAGUAAUGGAGGCAACGGCUUUAAUUAUCCCUUCAUAGCGCCCCUCUUCAGUCACGGGGAUGCAAAGGACCAGGACCAAAAGAGGCUGGUUGCUACGGAGACCGGCAACAGACUGCCGCAGCUGGUGCUGGAGCACGGAGGCUCUGCUGGGCAUCCGGCGUUACUGUUGCCGGGCGAAGUCCCCGGAGAGUCCUCGGUAUGCCCGUACUGCAUCUACUACAACCAACUUAGUGACGGCGAAAAUGUUAACGAGCAGCCUGAAGAGCAGCGCCACGGCCACUCGUGUCACAGUAACAGCCCGUGUCACUGUAGCAGCUCGUGCCUCAGUGACGCGCAGCUGCCUGAGCCAAAGAAGAGGCUGUGGGAGUGCGGCUGGGCGAGGCUCAGAACUAAACUGGAACUUAUUGUUGGCAGCAGAUACUUCAGCAGAGGAAUCAUGAUUGCCAUCCUUAUUAAUACUCUGUCGAUGGGCAUAGAGUACCACGAGCAGCCGCAGGAGCUGACAGAUAUUUUGGAGAUCAGUAACAUGGUGUUCACUAGUCUCUUCAGUCUCGAGAUGCUGCUGAAGCUCCUGGCUCUCGGGCUCUUCGGCUACAUCAAGAACCCUUACAACGGCUUUGACAGCGUCAUUGUCAUCAUCAGCGUGUGGGAGAUCGUGGGUGAGGCCGAGGGAGGCCUGUCGGUGCUGCGCACCUUCCGCCUGCUGAGAGUUUUGAAGCUGGUCCGGUUCCUUCCUGCACUCAGGAGGCAGCUGGUGGUGCUGAUGAAGACCAUGGACAACGUGGCCACCUUUUGCAUGCUGCUGAUGCUUUUUAUAUUCAUAUUCAGUAUCUUGGGGAUGCAUCUGUUCGGCUGUAAAUUUGGUUUGCGACAAGACAGCGGAGACACUUUACCAGACAGAAAAAACUUUGACUCCCUGCUCUGGGCGACUGUCACUGUCUUUCAGAUCCUCACUCAGGAGGACUGGAACGCGGUGCUCUAUAACGGGAUGGCCUCCACAACGCCGUUGGCUGCCCUCUAUUUUGUCGCCCUCAUGACCUUUGGCAACUACGUCCUCUUCAACUUGCUCGUCGCCAUUUUGGUCGAGGGCUUUCAAGCUGAAGGAGAUGCUAACAGAUCUGAGGCCGAUGAUGACAGACACUCGAUGUGUUACGAUGACGAGGAGAAACUGAGAGAGCUGUACGCUGCAGAGCUGAAGAUUCAGGCCAUGAUGCUGAGUCCCAAUGGUAUCCUGAACCCAAAAGCCUCCAUGCCUCCCCCUCCUCCUCCACCGCUGCCGGUCAUCACGCACACUGCAGCUACGCCCACCAUAAACUCCAACCAGUCACGCCGGGCCAGUGGUGCAUCCAUGGAAAACAGCCUUGAGCAAAGGUCACCGUUGUCUUCACAGUCCCUGUGGGACAGUGGGCCAGAGAGCCGUCGCUCCAGCUGGAUUAGCAUCGGCCGAGCCCCCAGCCUCCACAGGAAGAGCCAGUCUGGAGAAAUGGAGUCCCUGCUGUCCGACACAUACUCAAGCUCCAAAGCCAGCAGCAGGGAGCAGUCUCUGGACCAGUCAGAGUACCUGCAGGUGCCAAUGCUCCUCUCCCCAGACUGUAACGGCACCACCUUCCACCUGCCAGACCACUGCUACGACGAUGCUCCCCUGACAUCGCAUAACCACAGCGAUCAAGAGGAAGAGGAGAUUGAAGAGAGUUUAUGUAAGAGGCUGAAGAAGAUACUGGAGCCAUAUGAGCCUCAGUGGUGCCUGGAGCAUGAAGAGUGGUCCCUCUAUCUGUUUGCUCCACACAACCAGUUCAGGUUGUGGUGUCAGAGGGUCAUAGGUCACAAGAUGUUUGAUCACAUCGUCCUGCUUUUCAUCUUCCUUAAUUGCAUCACCAUCGCCCUGGAGCGACCUGACAUACAGCCACACAGCAUGGAGCGGAUGUUUCUCAGUGUGUCCAAUUACAUCUUUACUGUGAUCUUCGUGGGCGAAAUGAUGAUCAAGGUGGUAGCUAUGGGCCUGUACUUUGGAGAGGGCGUGUACCUGCAGAGCAGCUGGAAUGUCUUGGAUGGGCUCCUGGUGUUUGUGUCACUUGUGGACAUCCUGGUGUCCAUCGCUUCAGCAGGUGGUAAUCGGAUCUUAGGCAUCCUCCGGGUCCUUCGCCUGCUCCGCACACUUCGACCACUCAGGGUGAUAAGUCGUGCUCCAGGUCUGAAACUGGUGGUUGAAACUCUGAUCACAUCUCUCAGACCAAUUGGGAAUAUUGUUUUGAUCUGCUGUGCUUUUUUCAUCGUGUUUGGAAUUCUGGGAGUCCAGCUGUUUAAAGGGAAAUUCUUCCACUGCGACGGGAUCCAUGUAAGUAACAUCACCAAUAAAACUGAGUGUCUGCAGGCUGGUUACCGCUGGCUGCGGCGGAAAUACAACUUCGACAAUCUGGGACAGGCGCUGAUGUCGCUCUUUGUGCUGUCGUGUAAGGACGGCUGGGUCAGCAUCAUGUACGAUGGCCUGGAUGCCGUGGGUGUGGACCAGCAGCCAGUGAGAAACCACAAUCCUUGGAUGCUGCUGUUUUUCAUCUCAUUCCUGCUCAUUGUCAGCUUCUUUGUGCUCAACAUGUUUGUGGGCGUGGUGGUGGAAAACUUUCACAAGUGUCGCCAGCAGCAGGAGGAGGAAGAGGCGCGGCUGAGGGAGGAGAAACGACAGAAGCGACUGGAGAAGAGGAGGAGAAGGGCCCUUGAGAAGCCGUAUUACGCCGACUACUCCCCGUUACGUCGAAGCAUCCACAGCGUGUGCACCAGCCACUACCUGGAUCUCUUCAUAACCAUCAUCAUCUUCACAAACCUCCUUACCAUGAGCAUGGAGCACUACAACCAACCUCAGUACCUCGAGGAGAUACUGAAGUACUGCAAUUAUGUCUUCACGCUGGUUUUCGUCAUCGAGGCCAUUCUGAAACUCAUCGCAUUUGGUCUUCGGCGCUUUUUCAAAGAGAGAUGGAACCAGCUGGACCUCGCCAUUGUGUUGCUGUCCAUCAUGGGUAUCACACUGGAGGAAAUAGACCUGAGUGCUUCCCUGCCCAUCAACCCCACAAUUAUACGGAUCAUGAGGGUCCUCAGGAUAACACGAGUGCUGAAGCUGUUAAAGAUGGCGACGGGGAUGAGAGCUCUGUUGGACACGGUGAUGCAGGCUCUGCCUCAGGUGGGGAAUCUGGGUCUGCUCUUCAUGUUGCUGUUCUUCAUCUAUGCAGCUCUGGGAGUUGAGCUCUUUGGAAAACUGGAGUGCUCAGACGAGAACCCGUGCGAGGGUCUCAGUCGCCACGCUACCUUUGACAACUUUGGCAUGGCUUUCCUCACGCUCUUCAGGGUGUCCACCGGGGACAACUGGAAUGGGAUCAUGAAGGACACACUGCGCGAGUGUCGCCCGCAGGAUCGCCACUGCCUCACCUACCUGCCCUUGAUCUCGCCCGUUUACUUCGUCACCUUCGUCCUCACGGCUCAGUUUGUGCUAGUCAACGUGGUCGUGGCCGUUCUGAUGAAGCACCUGGAGGAGAGCAACAAGGAGGCACAGCUGGAGGAGAUGGAGGAGAGGAGGGAGAGGGAGGAGAGAAGGGAGCGGGAGGAGGCCAGUCGACGGCUCAGCACCGCGUCUGUGGGCGGGGACUUAGAGCUGGACGCACCUGCCCAGGUGCAAGUUGAGGAUGAAGGGUGUUCCCAUGGCAACCUACUGAGCAUGGGACGCAUGCUCUCCCUCCCCAGCGACAGCCAUCCUCAGCCGCUCAGAUGCUCUCCUUAUCCGCUCAUUGGCCACGAGGCAUUCUCCGGCUACAGCUUCUCAGGCUCCAUGUCAUCUCUUGGCUCCAGUGGAGGCGGCUCCCUGCUGCAGGUUCCAGGAGCUCUGCCAGCCAUCAGUCACGCUUCACUGGGGUCUGGACGCAGCUCAAGGCCAAUGAUCUGCCUCAGCACAUCUCACAGCAUCGACAGGCACUCCUCACACAGACUCGGCUCAGCCAACAGCGUAGAAGGAUACAGGUUUAGCCCCACUCACAGAGCCAAGAGACACAGACUGAACUCGGCUCACAGCAUAGAUGGAUAUAGAUUCAGCCCAGCGCAUCGCAUCAACAGACACAGACUCAGCUCUGCUCACAGUAUGGACGGAUACAGGGUGAAUCCGGAUCCCAGUGCCGAGCGGCCGAAGCUCAUGUCCAGCCACAGCAUAGACAGGCAUCCGUCGCUCAGACUGAGCCCCACGCACAGUGGCGGCGGCAGGCGUCCUUCUUACUGGCUCAGUCCCGAAGACAGUUUAGACAGAAACAAGUUGAGCCCCUCCUACGUCCCUGACAGUUCAGCCAUGAGGAGACCAGCAUCCUUCCGCACUGCGAGCAGACAGUUAAGGAGACAGGAGGCCGUGCGCCUCGACUCUCUGGAUCAGAGUUCAGCUGACGAUCUGGCGGAGCCCCGACUCACUGUGCCCGCAGCCUCCUCCACCCCACCACGGCAACGGUCGUCCAGCGUUCACACAGUGAAAUAUGCGCACUCGCAGAGGGUCAUCUCCUGCAGGAGCCACAGUCGGAGCCACAGCGAUACCGCUGCACAAGAACACGUACCUGAGCAGACAGCCUGUGGCUCUCAGCCAGAAGCAGAUUUUGAGAAGAGUUUGAAGGUAUCAGUUCCACUCUGUGACUCCAGAGCAGCCAGCCCCGUUCCUGGCUCAGACCCCGCCCCGCAGCCAGAUGACACUGACGCAGAGGUCAGCUGUAUUAACAGCUCUGUUCACUCUCACACGCAACCUACCAGCUCCCCGCACAAAAGUAGACACCUCACCCCGAGUCCCGGGGAGCACAGGAGCCGCCUCAGCCAUUCGGUGUCCCCGGUUUCAGGCAGGAACAGGAAGCAGCGAAUGAGCCCGCCGCCCAGGGAGGAGCCAGUUCCAGUCACAACCCAACUAACUGACAGCAGCGCUGAGCUGAGGAGGCGGACUUUGUCUUUUGACGCCACAAGCCUCUCUCCUAAUCUGCCGGAGGGAAGUUCUGUGGAAGACUAAACAAACCCUGUGAUGGGAUUGGUCAUUCUUUGAAGUGGAGGAGCCGAAUGUGCUGCUUUAGUGCACGAGAGGGACGGGAGCCGCGGCCAGAAACAGGAUUAUACCCGUCUCCUGUCCCGCCCCUCGCCUCUUGCACUCACAAGGUUUUCAUAGGUUGUGUGAGCAGGACUCAGACUGUGUGUGUACUGAGUGUGUAUGUGUUCAAAGACUUGGACCCCUUUUGUGCCGUAUGCACACGAGAUGCACACAAGAAGAAGUUUCCUUUUCUUCUCUCAUAGUUCUAGCUUUAGUUCACUCAUAGAGUCACUUUGCAGCUAUAUUACUCAAACACUAACCCUCCCCCUUGCUUGCUCCACUCGCUCAUCCUUUUCCUCGCACCUCAAGCCCAGGUCAGAGUACAAAACUACUCUGAAGGUGCACUGCAGGUUAAGUUGGUGACUGGUCUGCUGUUUUACACAAAGAGACCACACAGCUGGGGCUGCAACUACCUGUUAGUCCACACAACAUAACCGGAUCACGGUAACGUCUAAUCACUUUUUUUUUUUUCUCUGUGAAAAUACCAAACCCCAGACACUCGAUUAUGUUCAUCUGGUUGCAGCUUUUUUUUAAAUGGGAUAAAUGACUUUUUCAGCCAUCCAAGUGACUGAAGACUGUUGAAUUUCCGCAUUUUUGAAUGUCAAAUGACUGAAGUUGUCAGUAGGAUUAGUGAUUAAAUGUUUUUCCCACUGAAAAUGCAACAUCCAGGUGAACAGAGUAGGCUGUUCUGGGAUUUCUUUACCCCGACAAAAAAGACCAAACAGCAGGUUGUCAGUUUAUUAUGAUUUUGGAUCAAGAGGGUCAAAGUCAUUUAAGUUCUUAGGCUACACACAACCCAGUUUGAUCUUAAUGAAAUAGUAAAAUCAUUGAACAGUAUAAAAGAAAAACACCUCAAAAUGUUCCCCUUUUGUUUCAGUGUAAAGACAUACAUUCUAAAUAGAGUCACAUGUAUGAAACCAUCUAUUUACAGGGCAGAUGAUGAAUAAUCCUAAAGAAAAUAAGUGAUUUCAACAAUAUGUCUCAGUCUUAGUAUCACCCCAAUUCCUUGACUUAACCACCUUACCAUGGUGUGGUACAGCAGGCUAGGAGUAAUGUCUUAGUAAGUAAGAAAAAGCUGUAAAACUAACAAAUCAGAUGAGUUAGCAGAACCUCUCGCAGCAUUGUUGCUUGAAAAUGUAUCCGUCAGUUAUCGAUAUCAAGAGUUGCCGACUGUUUUCUUUUGACUAACCCUUUGAUCAACAAGCUGUUUCAGCUCUCAUUCAGUUAAUAAGAUCUGAUGAUUUUCCUAAUUUGCAAACCGGUACUUGAAUAGAAUUUCCCCCCACUUUGUCCUCUGUGGUGCAGAAAUUACAGUUUAUGUUUACAAAUGUGGUUUUAAGCAGUAGAAUUACAAAACGUAAUAAAAAAUAAUAAUAAUUUGUAACUGAACACCUACAGUAUGUGAAUGGUGCAGGCACAAUGCCAUUUUAUAAGAGACUUAUACCUCCAGUAAUAAUGAAUCCUGUACAGCAGCUUGUUGGAUAUAUCAUAAUAGGAAAUUUUAUAUUAAAGAUAGUUUUUGAUUUUCAA
This is a messenger RNA of Neolamprologus brichardi, 8493 nucleotides long. RefSeq names its product calcium voltage-gated channel subunit alpha1 Hb (gene cacna1hb). Gene Ontology annotation, molecular function: high voltage-gated calcium channel activity; voltage-gated sodium channel activity; low voltage-gated calcium channel activity. Lineage: Eukaryota; Metazoa; Chordata; Actinopteri; Cichliformes; Cichlidae. Gene Ontology annotation, biological process: positive regulation of calcium ion-dependent exocytosis; membrane depolarization during action potential; calcium ion import across plasma membrane. The record is from RefSeq and is a predicted model, not a curated record. Gene Ontology annotation, cellular component: plasma membrane; voltage-gated sodium channel complex; voltage-gated calcium channel complex.